GGUUCAAACCAAAAUGGCGGAGAAUUCGAGUCCCUGAACCAGAGAAGGAUGAAAUUCAUUGUGUUAUGGUACUUGUUUUGUGGAAUUAUUAGAAGUUAAGUAUUCUGAAAUGAAAAUGCAACAUCAAGCAAUAUUUCAGAUUCAGUACUCUUCAUCUAGUAUUCAAAAUUCACUGGUCUUCACUGCCUGUUCACUGUGCACUUUCCCUCACAAGAAUGGACAAUCAGUGCUCAUUUUAAGCUUUUAAAUCUUACGCUGAUGUCUUGGGGAAAUUUUGAGGAACUCAAGGUAAAUAAUUAACUUGAAGUUUAAAAUUUUUUUAAUGUUUAAGAGAAUGAAAGAGGCACUGUCACGUCUAUCCUAAAAUACAAGCCUAGGUUGUUCACAAGGUGUAUGGUGCCGGCAAUCCACCGGAUAAAUCUGAUGUCCUUAUCAACUCAGGAAGCUAACGUUUAUUAGAUAAAUAUGCAAAUGUGUUCAAGUGCAAGAAUCAAUGAGCUGCUCUUUAUCUUCCAUUGUUAGUUCUUGUCACAUGUAUUAUAAAUAAUAUAAUGUAACUGACCAUAACUACAUGUAAGCAUAUAUUUAUAUAAUUUUGCAUCUAGCCAUUUCUGUAGUAUUAUUACAGUCAAAUCCCGCCACUUAAUACGAACACCUCAUUAUUACGAACAGUUUUUUUUGUCCCUGGGGAAAGAAAGCCCUUACACUUUCUCUAAAUUCAACCCGCUUAAUUUGCACACCCCGUUAGUAUGGACGUUUCCUAUGGCCCCCUCAGUGUCCGUUUUAAUGGGGUUUGACUGUAUUUUGCAUGUUCAAAGUACCAUAUAAAUUACUGAAUUAAUUUAAUUUUCAUAAUAAUAUUAUUGUUAUUGUUGAACAGAAAUUUGCAAGGAAGCAAGGAAAUAUCAAGAAAAAGAGACCUCAAGUGGGUUAGUUGGAGGCCAGUUUGAAGUUAUUUAUACCUUUUAAGUCCCAAGAGUGACCGACAUCAGUUUUCUCCCAACAUAUUCCACAUGUCAUCAAUAUGAAAAGUUAAGAGAAUUUGUUAAUAUGAUCACCAAAGGGAAAGAGCUUUCAGGGGUGUAGCCAGCACCUUUUCAACUAGUUUUGAUAAACUGAGGGAAAAGCUGAUUAAGUUUGUAAAAAGGUUUACAUUAACAAUAUAUUUCACAAAUUUAUCAAAAAGGAGAGGAUUUCUUGCUUAAAUUCUGGCAUAGCAGACACCUUUGAGAACCACUGAAGAUAUAACAUUUUGCUUUACAAGUCAGUAGGGUCUGUACUAACAAAAACAAUGAGGGCCCUGUAAAUAGAUUCCUUCAUUGGUUUUGAGCUUUUUAUUUCUUUAAGGCUUACAGUCUUUAAUUAAUGAUAUUGUUAUUUUUGCAUUGUUAAAUGUAUGUAAACUAGGAGGGCAAAACCUGUCAGCAAGCAAGCGGAGAAGAACAGACAGUGGAACUCCAUCAUUUGUGGUGGGUCAUUUUCAAUCAUAAAUUUGCAUAACAGUUCAAAUUUAUUCUUGAACUGAGUUAAUGUAUUAAGUGACUUGAACAAAAACAUGUAAAAGCUUAUUAGUAUUUUGUAGUUCCCAAUUUGAAUCUUUUUUGCGGAGAGUACAAAACUGACUAAAUUGUAAAAUAAGUAUCUUAUCUAACUGUGAAUAUUUCUUUGAAGUCCAUCAGUGAUAGUGGAGAGAUUGAUGGUUUUUCAACUGAUGAAGAAAAAGAUGAGGAUAGUCUAGAUAUUUCCUCAGAUUCUUUACCCAGGUAAGAAUUUGCAUGUUUAUUCCUUUUGUUAUGCCAGCUGUUGCAUGCAUAUAACUGUACCAUAUCAGUUUUUAACACAUGACGACACUUUUCAAAAUGAAAAGGAAUGCUAUCUCUUGCAGUACUGUUUAAUGACACUGCUUUGCAUUCUUGAUGGUUUAGGGCAGUGAAAGUGGGUUGAUAGUUACAUCAGUCUUUUCUGGCAUCUUAGGUAGUUUUAUUAGCAUGUUGUAUCAUUUUGACUGUCAGUGAUUUGUUGUUUUUUUUCACCCCUCUGUUUUAUUGUAAAGGAGUUUUCUGAUUAAGCCCCUUGUCAAAAGGAAGUACUCAAAGGUAUGAUCAUGUUAUGCUGUGUUCCAACAUCUAAUGCCCUUGAUUGUAAAGAUGGGUACUAAUUUGCUACCUGAUCAAAAAACAAACUCUACAAAGUAAUCUGAAUGCAGUCAAAGCUUUCAAAAUGAACUUAGUAUCAGGCAUCUGUAUUCCUGUUAAAAUCCAUUCUCAGGUUAAACCAGCAUUCAAGCUGCUAUCAAACCUCCCAUAAGCAGCCACCUAAAAUUUGAAGAUUUAAUGGUUGCUUACAGGAGGUGGUCGCUCAUGAAGGUUAGACUGAAUUACAUGUAGGUUAACAUUUUGUUCGGGGGUUCUUACCCUGAUAACAUAGGUUAAAUACUUGUUAAUUUGGCCUGAGAACAGAUUUUACCUACAAUAGCUACACUAUCCAUGGCUACUUGUUAAUAAGUACACUGACUAUUACUCAAGACAAAGCCUCUAUUAAAUGGCUGCCUCUCUUAAAAGGAUGUGUCUUCGGCAUUCUUGUUUUGAUUUGCAGUCUGUUGUCCCUUGGUGUGUAAUUAGUUUAUAAGUAAUUUAGUUUCUUUGGUUUUCCUGUGUCUUUUGUACUUGAUCUGAAAGUUUGUUAUUGCUCCAUUUAGCUAAAUUUAUUUUUCUUUUCCCAAAGAUAAUAACUCAAGAUACAAGCCGUUAGGCUAAUUGUUCAUCAUUGCAAUUCUGCAAAAUGAUUUUCAACCACAGAAAAGCUCUUAAUUAGUAUAGUGUGGUUUUUAAAUCAGGUUCUAUACCACUGUACUUAGCAAGAUAUUCUCUGAUAGUUAUUUUAUACCUUGAUUUUCAUCCUUAGAGGCAAGCCUUGCCAGACAAAAGGGGUUCAACAUCCUCAGCCCUCACCACACACACAGACACCUCACAUAAAGGAGACAAGUCCCGAGGCUGUAAAAGCUGUGAUUUUCCUGAUGGGGCUUAUGAACUAAUGAAGUAUGCUGAAACAUCCAAGCAAAAAACAGGAAUAGUCUGGUACACAAGUGAUAAUGAAGGUACCAUGCAAAUCAUUCUUCUUUUUGUACUUCAUUUUAUAAGUUAUAACUGUAUCAUAAGUUAGCAUAUGAUAAGUUAUCUCUGUUGUCCCCUGAGUUGUUAUGGAAAAUAUCCCAGGGAUAAACUGGCACUCUGAGAGUGUGUCUGGUUAUCCAUCAAAGAAUGCAGCUAUAACUAAAGUUAUUGUUUUUAUUGAUGCAGCAUUAGGCAUCGGAGAGCGGAAAAUUCUCUGUUUACUACUCAGAAUUCUCCGGCUAAAGUUCAAUAGCCUAUGACUAUUUGAUUACAGUUAGUUUUUAAUGCAGUUAGCAGGCAGUUUAAAAGAAAUAAAAACAAAGAACACUUUAAAAAUGGAUAAUAUUAUGAUUUUGAAUUUUGGUGUCUAGUUGAUGUUAUGGUUAUGUUAUAGUUCCAUUUCUUCCUCGUUUUUAAUUUGCGAUCCCUGACACUGUGUAAGUUGCAUAACAAAUACCGUAUCUUUCUUUUAAAUAACCUGUCACCUGACCUUUUAAUUCUGUGUUGCUCAGCUCUAAGGUAAUUAAUUAUGUAAAAAAACUCAGCAAAUGGCUUGAAAAUGUCAAUCAUUAUCAAAGGAUAACAUUGAACCACAACAGAUACAAAAGUAAGCUGAUCAUGGUCUGAUAUUUCAAAAGGUAUGAGUUUGGAGAGAUACAUUACCUAAAACUUUUCUAUUUAUAUAGAAUUACCUCAAGUAUUUUCUGAUGGAUCUGACAGUGAUGACACUAAAACAAGCUUUCCAUCAAAGCUUUCAGGAUUCAAAGCAAAUGAAGUCACUAGUGCAUCUGUAAGUUGAUGAUUUAAUGGUUGUGCACAUUAAUCAGGGCUAUAGGAAUAGCAAUUAUUAUAUGCAACUUGUCUACAUUAUUGUAUAGCUUCCUGCAGAGUUCUUUAGGAAGGUUAAAGUGUACAAUUAUAAAAAAUGUACAUUACAUGCACAAGCUAAGAAAAUGUUUCUUCUUUUUUUCAUAUUUCAAGGGAGAGGUUAUCAGUGACUUUCAGUCAGACUCUGAUCAAGACAGUUCACAGGUUGGUUGGAAAAUGCCAGUAUCAGGGCUGUAGCUAGCAAGAGCCAACUGAACAAAUCUGCCUCUUAUAGAUUAAAAAAAAAACCAAAAUAUUUCAAGUUUGGAAGUGAAUAUAACCAUUUGAACCUGAUGGAUUUUUCUGAAGAAAUAUUCAAAUGAAAAAACUGAAAGAGCCACUGUUUCAGAGCCCCUAGAUUUCAAAAUUUUCUGGGGGUAAGCCUUACAAAUGUAGGAAUUUAAAAUAUCACAGAUCAUCAGCAUUUGCUUGUGAAGUGAAGUGGAACUGUGUAGUAAAAUUUGUUUGAGCAUCAUUGUAUUGUAUCACCCUGGUUCACCAACCUGUCUUCCAGAAUUCAAAAAACAGUGACACAAAUAAUGAAAUGACAGUAGUCUUUGCAUGACACAGAUGUUGGUGAUAGAGGACUGGUAGUCAGUAUGUUUUAGUCAGUGAUGAGAACUUUCUUUACAGCAAUGCUAUAAUAUUCCUCAGGAAUCCUUUUCUGCAGAAAUUUCUACCCCCACCCCCACCCCAGUUAGUCCUGCUGUUGUUGGCACUCCAAGAACUGCUAGUGAAUGGCUGAAACAAGUUCAACAGAAAUCACCUGACAAGAGUCAAGAGGGCAAGUCGCCCGAGGAGAGGGUUGCAGGGAUGAACCAAUGGGAUUCUGCUAGGAAGAAAAAGAAGUUUGUAAGGUAAAAUGAUGGUAGCAAUAAAUGACAGUAUUUCUCACAGUAAGUCAUCAUAAUAUUAUUGUAAUAUUAUUGUAACUGUACACUUGGCUUUUGGGACAAAAAGUGCAAUAUUUUUGUGUUCCAGUGGACAAAUGAAUGAAAGUCUAUCAGUAAGGGUGGCACAGUGGUGAUAGGACGCCUCCCAACAAUGUGGCCGGGGUUUGAAUCCUGGUGUCAAUGCCAUAUGUGGGUUGAGUUUGUGGUUGGUUCUCUCGCUUGCUCUGAGAGGUUUUUCUCCAGGUACUCCAAUUCCCCCCAUCUCCUUAAAAACCAACACUUCCAAAUUCCAAUUCAAUCUGGAAUGCAUGGACACGUUUUAACGAGUUCUGAAGAACUCCUUAGUGCUCCGUGGGUUAACAAAUUACAAGUUAUUUACAAAAAUUACAGUUAAACAGUCUGUGAGCUCAUUUUAUCAGUAAAUUAUCUUAAACAGUGGCUACUCAAAAGUUGGUGCACUGACAACUUUCUACAGCAUGUGUCAUGUCUUUCACAGAUCUGGCCUUGCAGAGCGGCUUCAGUACAUUAUUACAAGAGAGAAAUCAGAGAUAGCAUUUUGGAAUCACAGAGUUGCAGAUACAGAAAAGACAUCUACAAGUAUGUUCCCGUAGUUAGUGCUGUCCAUCGCUAUUCAAAGUGGUAAUUAAGUUGGGCAAAUCAUUAGUUCAUUAGGUCAGAAAUAUUCCAACUUGAUCCGUUCAGGUAACACUGUAUUAGAGUAACAUAGGUAUUAAUGCCAAUCGUAUUGUUAUUCUAUUGUACAUAUCUCUGUAGUUACAUGUAAAACUAAGAUUCUGAUCAUUUACUGUGCAUAUAUCAUAAGAUAUUUACAUUUUUGUCUCUAUAUAUCAUUCAGCAGGUAUAUCACCACAAACUGAUGGAUCUAUAAUCAUCCAGAUCUUAAGUGACCAUCUCGAAGGUUCAGUACAUGUUACUCAGUGUUGCUCCUGGUGCAGGGAUGAUGAUGGAGAUCCCCCUCAGGAGAGGAUUCUGUUUGUCUUGUUUAGUGGUGAGACUUGGAAGCAGUUUACAUUGCAAGUUGGAGCCUUAGUGAAAAUUCAUCCACCUUGGUAAGUUUAUUGUUAAAAAAAUGAUAAAAAUGAGCAAAAAAGUGAGCCCUUUGACGAAGAUUGUUUUUCCUGUAAAACUAAAAUGAAAUACUCCCUAAUUAGAAAAUUCCUUGUACAUUUCUGUUGUACAUUACUUGGUUCUGUGCCACUCACAGUUCUUUUUUUUUUCGGUCGUUAUUUUUGACAGGCAGAAGUUGGAUAUUCCUGGUGUUAGGUGUCCUGUUUUACUAUGUCCCUACUUCUGUCACAAGCUAAUCGCUGAGCAGUUGCCUGCAUUUCGAUUACAUUCAGUCACAGGUUGUAACAUAUAAAUGACUGCUACUGUAUUUUAAUGUUUUCUAUACAAUUAUUGGUAAUACACGUAUUGCAUUCAAGUAAGUCUUUUGUCUCAGUAAAUCAACGAAAUGUUGACGUUGUUGGCUUGACAGGUACCAGAAUGUUUAUUCCAAUAAGAAAUACAUCACCUUUGACAUCUACUUUACUGCAGUCACCACGAAAGGUAGUGAUUGUUAUAAUUAUAUUAUUCUGUUUAAUUUUGUUACUAAGUAUUUUAAAGGAGAUGAGGAACAAAUUUCGAGAAAUUAUGUAUUCAAAUUUUUGUUUUGUUAUUGUACGCACACUGGUAUUCAGGUUAUUUGGGAUGAACAACAAAGCUUUUCUUUGAUAUGAAGUUAAUUUUGUUGUAGGGAUUCAAACCGUCCAAAUUACUAUUUGGCAAUGCUGAAGAUGCUUUAUCUUCGCUGAGCAAAGUAACAGCAGUAGACAGAUCAUUGACUUGUUCAUCCAGACCACAUACAUCAAUACUGAUGGCAAUAGAGUCCUCUGGUGGAUGUAGUGGUGUUCGUGUUACCAUCCAGUGCUUGGUUCAGCGUGUGUACCGUAAGAAAGUUAAACUUGUUGGAGGAAACACAGACAUUAACAGGCAUGUAAUAAUUUCUUCUCAACGUCGCAGACGACUUUAACGUCUCUAGCAUAAAAACGGCCAAUAAUAAUAUUAAUAAAGAGAGUAAUAACAAUCUUAAGGAUUAUACAUAUUAUUACAAAUAUUAUUGCUAAAAUUAUUUAUAAAUAGGACACCAAAUUCUCUUAAUGAUCUGUAGCCUUAAAAGGGUACAAUCACUAUUUUUUACACUUGCUGUUUUUAUUUAUCUUUUCAGGAAAUCUAGGAGCCCGCUACUUCUGAAUCAGCAUCUUAAAUAUGCAGCUAAAAGUUUAGGUGAAGCUGAACGGGAACAACUAAGGUACAUGUUAAUGACAUGUGAUCAAACUGAGUCUGAAUGAUACCGUCUCCUGUCUGAUCAAGUUCCAUGUUUUUCUUUUGUUGUUGUUUUUAUUUCUCUUCUUUACUUUCGGCCGGCGGCAGGUGGGCACUUCUGGUUCAGGAUAUUCAUGGCGUGUGUGCCGAAAUUCAAGUUCCGUCAGAAUACCAGGAUUUACCUGACUGGUAAGUUUUGCUAUAAUUCUGAAGUUUAGUUCUUUUUCCUCUUUUUCAGCUUGGGUUGUAGGAACCUCUAGCUGUUCUAAUGAAGGUAGAAACAAAAAAAAUUCGCGAAAAAAUAGGCAAAUCAGAGACUCCAGUAAUGAGUGUAAUGCACCGAAGCCUCAGCUAUAGACGACUGAAAAUGAUGAGAGAUUAAUGAUAUUGUUCACGUACUUUUAAUUUCACAAAAGGAAACAACAUUUUUCCAUCUUAUACUGCCGGGUCUCUGGACUGUGCUGUUAUCUUUUUGUGCUUUUGUUGUAAAUGUAGAAUGUCUUACUUUUUACUCAGGCUUUCAUGUCUACAGCGAGGAGAAGGAAAAGUGUUUGUUUUUUCGCAAGUGAGAAUUCAACAGAGGACCAACAGAAUAAGGUAUUUAGUCAUAUCAUGUCUCUACGGCGGUCGGUCAGCGGUCGGUCAAACGAGGGACAUUUUCUGAAGCUCUGCAAAUUAUUUCAAAGUUACUGUUGUUUUUUUAACUGUGUAAUGUUUAAUAUACAAGACUGAUACGCUGUAAAUUUACUUGAAAAUGUUUUGAAAGUUUACUGAAAACGUUCUGGGUUUUUGAGAACUGAAGCUGGUGUUACUGUUGGCAACAUUUGUCAACAUAAUUUUUCCCAGGCUUGAACGUCGUUUUCGAAGAAAAAGAAGCUAAUGGUUUUGAGAAAACUGCAAAAAUUGUUACAUAAACUAAUUAUUUCAGUCUUCCUUGCUGACUUUUCCACUUAAUGGUAUAAAAUGGAAUCCCUCUUAACAAAACAUAAACAAGAUUUGGCCGAGUUGGACAUCUUAUAAAUAUUGACUGACCAUUUAGUUAGUAUUGAAGACAGUCUGAUAGUAAGGCAUGUUAUGUGGAAAUUUGAAUGAUCCAAAAUGUUUUUUUUGUAGAUCACCUGGGCUGUUUAGCAUUAUCGAGUCACUAUGUUCAAACAGAGUUGAAAAUACUGUGAGCGCUCAUAAAGGAAGCAGCCUGCAGAUCAUUAGUCAAGAAGUAAGACUUGAAACUAUCCUUACGGGAACUUCAGUCAAAAUGUUUUCCUACGUCUCUCAUUUUCAUGACGUGUCAAGAAAUUGCUGCACCGAGUGCUAAAGUAAGGCAAGAGCUUUAAAAUGGUUUUCUGUUCUCUAAAUACGUAAUAUCUCUUACAAGUGGCUUCCCGUAUUAUUUAAUAUUGACUCCACUUGAAUUAAUUACUGCUGUUGUGUUUUAUGCAGGGUGCGAGCCAAACAGAUGGCAGCCCAAGCCGGCCUCCAAGUUUCUGUUAUGUUUUAACGGUUGAAGAUUUCAGUCAGGCUGCUGAAGAUUCCAGUCGCACUGCUUCAAUAUGUGGCGGUGAAGGUGGGAUUGAACAGCUAACCUUUGCGAUUGCCUUUGUUCACACGAACUUUCUUUUGCUGUUUAUUCAUGUGAUUGUAAUUACCCUUCAUGAGGCUAUACAAACAUGUUGACAUCACAAGUCCACAGUGCAUGUUGGAUUAAACAAACACAAGGACAUGGCAUUAAUUUACCGACUCAGAGGAAACUGUGUUUCAUAUUAAGCCUGUUCAAUCAAAAAAUCACAUAUCUCAUUGGAAGUUUGAUAGAUGAUUGGUUAAAGCAUUCUUUUUACCUUACGUUUUGUGAGUGUUUUAGUCUUUUACAGCCUAUGAACACCAAAUGUUCUAACAUAACUUGCACAAACAGGAUUUGCAGUUUUAUUUCUUAUAUGUAUAAUUAGUUCAGUUAGAGUUUGCGUUAAGUGAAGUUAAAGUUAAUGAAUGUAAUUUAUUUUUCUUUUGUGUUUUUAGGUUUUCUCUAUAAACCGAUCACCUUCAGAACACUACGAGAUGUGCUUCAUAACCAGGAAAAUAAAAUUGAGCGGAUCAGUGUACUGUGCAAGCUCAUGUAUUGUCGAUUGAAUGAAUCAUCGAGUGGUAUUGGACGGCUGCAAAAUAGUUUUGAACUAUUUCUUACUGACCAUUCUGCGCAGAGUGCCACAGAGCUCGGUGAAACCACUGUCGAGUCACUCUCGUACGUUAAAGUUGUUGGAAAGAGCCAACACGUGUUACCUCAAGAAUUAAGAGAAGCUCACAUCAGCAAUGGAACAGUUCUUUCCUUACAAGACUUGCUCUUCAGGGCACAAGGUUAUUCCUUGAGUGAGAGGCGUAUGUUGUUUGGUUAAUUUUUAAUGAUAGUACUUCAUGGUUUAUGCAUUAACUGCGAUAUGCGUUGAAGCACUCUUUACCCGAUUUCGGCACGUUUUUAUGGAAAUAAGAAAACGGUAAUUAUAUAUCAGGUGAAAAAAUGUACAAAAAACAUGAUGUAGUUUUUAUUUAGUGAUUGAUGCCAAUGGUUUGCACUGUUUAUAGCAGAAACCCAGGAGUUGGUUGCUGAUACAUAUUCCCUUGUACGAAAAGCUGUCUCAGAAUCCACUUCAGUUGAUUCUAGCGUUACGGUAAGUCUGUGUAACAGUUGACCUUUUAUCUUAGAGUUAUAGCCGGCAUAACUGGCUUUGAGUUUCAGUUCCUGUUUUGGAUUGUGCACUGUGUUUUAACACUUGAUAUUCACUGACAGUCGUACACUUUCUUAUACCUAUUCACACCUGUUUUAUUUUUUGUUUCCCACCAGUUUCAUGAAGUCCGUGUUCCACAGAAUCAAAUCGAUAGGUUAUCCUGCCUUAAACCAUCUUCUCUUCCUUUUUUAACACGCCAGUCGAGCCGUGGAUGUCUUUAUCGCGUUGAAGGUGGGUUUUUCGUGCCAGACUCUUUUUGUUCAAGCUUCACCUUCGACAACCUCGUUCCCAGGGUUCUCUCCUACCCGCCCUACGUAGGAGAGAACCCUGGGAACGAGGUUGCACCUUCGACUGCAUGAUACAUAUGUAAUCAAGAGUUCUUCUUUCCUUGAUAUAGUGAAGUCAUUUUUUUUUUAAUCACAACGACAAUUACAAUAUUUGCUUCACAAUAAAGCUCAUGCUGAAGUCGCCCAAUUAUCUGUUAUUUUUUUGAUUUGAUGUUAAUAUGUGUGUACGUAUCUUGGAGAGGAAAUAGUUAACGAUCAAGGUUUUAUUAUAGGUGUUGUUAUCGGAAUUGACGAGGAGAGUGCGUGUUGUUGGUUGGCCUGUGACAUUUGUGGAAACGCUGAAAUUAAGGUUAAACAGGAAACAAGGUAUCUUCUUAUAAGUAAAACAUCAAUAUCAUCGCUAAAACAUGUAAAGUUCUUUACUGAGUGUAGUGUACUGUUAUGUUCAAAUGAAUCUUGCGACACUUACACUUGAUUUCGUUGUGUUUUAUAGUUCCCAGUUCUUCUGUUCAUCAUGUAACGUUCCAGUGGACUCGCCGCAAACCAAAACCUUCCUUGCUGUACUUCUAAAAGUCAAACGUUUUCCUGAGGCAAGCGUCCGAGUAACGGUGCGUAGUCCCGGCUGUGAUGUCCAGUGGUCCUUUAUUAACGCUCUGUCGGUAUCUUCUUAGAUAAAUCUCUCUUUGGUAACGGUCACCGCCAUCUGUAUUUGCAGACUGGGUCGGACAUUUAAUGAAUAUUGACACGUUGUUUUCUGUAGAAGUUCUCAUCUCUCCUUCAAGAAUGAUAUGCGAGAGAGCUAGGAAUUCUGUGCUUAAUGACUGAGACAUCUUCCUCUGUGACCGGCUUUUCAGUAGCUCUCGGUGUGAUGAAUCAGCAGUUAGAAUUACUUUAUCCAUCGUUUCAAACUGCUUCCGUUUUACUGAAGAUCCUUAUACACAGUAUCAAAAAUUAGAAUAUAUAAUUUAAUUGGUCAGGGCCGUGUUUUAACAAAAUCAGAUGUCUUUAUUACUGUUAUUAUUGAUUAACUGAUUGAUUGAUUAUUUUUUGCAGCUUCAGCAGAAUACAAUUGACAGACUAUUGCGAGUAUCUUAUCAAGACAGCGACCAGGUAUGUCAUUACAUCCACACCACGCCCCAGGGGGACAAAUGGUUAUUUCUUGUGAAGACUCUAUGUGACCCAGCCGGCAGGAAUGGAACGUCUCUUGGCUAUGAGAUAAGUGUGGAUAGGCCAGUCGAAUUAAUAGAAUCGGCUUCUACAUGGUGUAGGUUCUCUUGUUACUUGCUUUAGGGAUUUGGGUGCUAGAUAGUUUGCGAGGCCAGGGAUCUGGGCACAGGGUCUUGGUAAUAGCGAAGAAAAAGUAAUGACCCAAUACAAUUUGUUUAGAUCAGGGAGAAACAUGAAAAACGUUUUAUUUUCCAACUCAGCCGUUUAUCUUUAUCGCAGGGAUACGACAUUGAGGCUGUAUUGGGUAAACAUUUACCACCUAUGAGCUGUUACGUCACAGAGAUCACAGAACAAGGGACAUCAUGCAGCUUCUGUCUGGAAGAGAUUCAGUUACAUUAGCAGCUUCUGUCAUGGAAUAUUGUUGUAAAAUGAUAUUUUGAAUUUUUAUUUAGAAUUGAUCUUUCAAUUCUUCUUUAUUUCUUCGGACCGGUAUAGAAGUUAUUUCAGAGAGCUUUUAAUGAAAACCAAUAAACAACUUUUGUCCUUCUGUUGCCAGAGCCUAGGUCAGUUUAUUUUUCUCUCUACUAUGAAUAUUUAAAGGCCAAUCGAUGUUUACAUUUGUUUGUAUAUUUUUUCUUGCCAUUGUAAUCACCAGCUCUUAUGACCUCAGAAAAGAUUCGCUAAGAAUACCCCUGAUUGCUUCAUGCUUCUGAAACCAAGUUUACUUCACUUUGUGUGGUAUCCCUGUAA
Messenger RNA from Porites lobata, 12119 nucleotides. The record is from the annotation of a GenBank genome assembly. NCBI's taxonomy places the organism in Eukaryota, Metazoa, Cnidaria, Anthozoa, Scleractinia, Poritidae.